Molecule: messenger RNA, 1653 nt
Organism: Punica granatum (pomegranate)
Lineage: Eukaryota; Viridiplantae; Streptophyta; Magnoliopsida; Myrtales; Lythraceae
Source: RefSeq, a predicted model, not a curated record
AUGAUCCGACCCACGGUUUCGGGUCCCAAUUUCAUUCCGGCAAACCAAGAUCAGAAUCUACACUGUGAGUACCACACAAGUGCUCCCGGUCACACUAUCGACAAUUGUUGGAAAUUACGGGAGGAGGUUCAGAAGUUGAUCAAUGAUAAGAAGAUCUCGUUCAAUGCCAUCAGGCCCCCGAACGUGCAAGCUAACCCUCUCCCUGAUCAUGGGUCAAGCUCGGGGCCCACCAUCAAUAUGAUCAGUGAUUGCACUAUGAGAGAGGAUGGGAGCCAACAUGAGGACCCUGCUCCAUUUGUAAUCGAGUAUGUCCCCGCGGAAGCCACUGGCCAGGUGUACACGAACCCGGAGAUCGCAGGCAAGGGUAAGGCUCCCGCUGCAUCCGGAGCUGCUCCAGAAGCCCCACCUAUCCCGCAGAAGAAGGUGACCGAAGAAGAAGUUGAGGCUUUCAUGAAAGUGAUCAAGGCGAGCGAGUACAAGGUAGUAGAACAAAUGGGUAAGUCUCCAACUCAUAUUUCACUACUCGCUCUCCUCUUGAGUUCAGAGCCUCACCGAGAAGCUCUCCUACGAGUCCUUACUGCAGCACAGGUUCCCAAGGAAACAACCCCGGAUCGGAUUGAAGAGACCGUCAGUUCGAUUUUCUCCAAUGCCAUCUCAUUUUCAGAUGACGAGCUCCCGUCCGAAGGAUGGGCACACUCACGGGCGUUGCACAUCGUCUGCAAGUGCAACAAUUUCGUUAUUGGCCGGGUCAUGAUCGACAACGGUUCCGCCCUCAAUGUUUGUCCAGUGUCCACGCUGAAGCAAAUGAAUGUGGACCUUAAUCGCGUCCGCCCGAGCAAAACCGCGGUUCGAGCCUUUGACGGCUCACGGAGGGAAGUGAAUGGGGAGAUCGACCUCUUGAUCGAUGUCAACCCGUGCUCAUUCAGCGUCACAUUUCAGGUCCUUGACAUCCCGAAUGCUUUUAGCCUGCUCCUCGGGAGACCAUGGAUCCACUCAGCUGGAGCCGUUCCCUCGUCCCUGCACCAAAGGAUCAAGUUCAUCGCGGAUGGUCGGCUCAUUACGGUCAAAAGUGAAGAGGACUACGCUAUCUACAAGGAAACGACUGUCCCUUAUAUUAGCAUCGGAGACGAUGAGAACCUUCCAUUCCAUUCAUUUGAGACCAUCUCUGUCAUUCGGGACUAUGGAGAGGUUCGUCCGUCUCGUGCUGACCGCAUGGUUGGGAAGGUCCUCCUGCAUCACAACUAUGUUCCCGGUACCGGGCUUGGAGCACAGGGGCAGGGGAUCAAUUGCCCCAUCGAGAUUGAAGAGUACAAGAACAGGAGGGGACUCAGUUUUCACCCUUCCUGCCACGAGAUUAUCGAGGCACGCAGGGGCAAGCACCCCCACUGUCUCGCCGCGCAUUACGGGAAGAUCAACAGGGGCAUUCCGGUUCCCUCACUCUCUCACUUUUUUCCCGCACCGCCGCACAUCAUCGGAGGUAUUCUUGACGGCCCUUUCUCGGUUUUAGAGGAUGAGCCUGUCGAUCUGUCAGCCAUAUGCGCCGUCAUUGAGGAAACUCCUUUAGGGGUCCAUAUUCGUCUCGCACAGGAGAAUGAGGAGGUUAACAACUGGACCUCAGUCCCGCGCUACUCGGUUGUGAUCGCAGAUGUGUAA